Trachemys scripta elegans is the source of this 5599-nucleotide messenger RNA. It is a transcript of the gene CACHD1, whose product is annotated as cache domain containing 1. Gene Ontology annotation, molecular function: voltage-gated calcium channel activity. The transcript has 26 exons. Gene Ontology annotation, cellular component: voltage-gated calcium channel complex. NCBI's taxonomy places the organism in Eukaryota, Metazoa, Chordata, Testudines, Emydidae. The record is from RefSeq and is a predicted model, not a curated record. Bases 326 to 4126 code for a protein of 1266 amino acids.
CAGUGCGCCCGGAGCUGGAGCGCGGGCAGGCGGGCGGGCUAGGUGCGCGCCGCGGGCGCCGCUUGGUGUGGCCGGCCCUGCGGGGAGGAGCGUCAGGGCCAGGCUUCCUCGUCCCCAGCGCCCCCUGCAUGGAAGGGUGGGCCGCCGCCGCGCCCCCGAGCCCCGCGCCCGAGCCCUAGUGGGACCCCUCCAGCCCAGGGAGGGGCUGCCCAGAAGUUUGGGAGGCGCUCGGGAAAGUUUGCUCCAGGGGGGCCGCGCGCUGUGGUCCGGGGAGGGAGGGUCCCCCUCCACCCCCAGAGGGUCUCUCCAAAGCGCCCGCGGCAGCAUGGCGAGGGGGGCAGGUCGGGAGGAGGCCGCCUGGCCGGCUCGCUGCUCCUCCGGCAGCCGGAACCCCCGCUUCCUCUCCCCCUGGAGUCGGGGCAGCGCUUUCCAGCGGCCCCUCUGGCUCGUUUACAUGGCGCUUCUCUGGAGGCUCAGCGCGGCCGAGACGGAGUUUUCCAUCUUGGAUGAAGCGCAAGUUUUAGCAACUCAGAUGAAGAAACUUGCCACAGAGGAGCUGGGGGUCGUCACUAUGCAGCGGAUAUUCAACUCCUUUGUGUAUACCGAAAAAAUCUCAAAUGGAGAAAGUGAAGUUCAACAGCUGGCAAAAAAAAUUCGGGAGAAGUUUAACCGUUACUUGGAUGUAGUGAAUCGCAAUAAGCAAGUAGUGGAAGCUUCAUAUACUGCUCACCUGACAUCACCCCUGACUGCAAUCCAAGACUGUUGUACUAUUCCACCGUCUAUGAUGGAGUUUGAUGGGAAUUUUAACACCAACGUUUCUAGAACUAUUAGCUGUGAUAGAUUGUCCACCACAGUUAAUAGCAAAGCCUUCAAUCCAGGACGUGAUUUAAACUCUGUUCUUGCUGACAAUCUGAAGUCUAACCCAGGAAUUAAAUGGCAAUACUUUAGCUCAGAAGAAGGCAUUUUUACUGUGUUUCCAGCACACAAAUUCCGGUGUAAGGGAAGUUAUGAACACCGUAGCAGGCCUGUCUAUGUCUCUACGGUUAGACCCCAGUCUAAGCACAUAGUUAUCAUUGUGGACCAUGGGGCUUCAGUCACAGAGACACAACUUCAAAUUGCCAAAGAUGCAGCUCAGGUUAUUCUGAUCUCUAUAGAUGAACAUGAUAAGAUCUCAGUGCUAACCGUGGCAGACACAGUAAGAACCUGCUCACUGGAUCAGUGCUAUAAGACAUUUUUGUCUCCUGCCACUAGUGAGACAAAAAGGAAGAUGUCCACCUUCGUUAGCAGUAUAAAAUCAUCUGACAACCCUACCCAGCAUGCAGUGGGAUUUCAAAAGGCUUUUCAAUUAAUACGAAAUACAAACAAUGGCACAAAACUCCAAGGAAAUACAGAUAUGGUCAUAAUUUAUCUGUCAGCUGGGAUUACAUCAAAAGAUGCUUCAGAUGAUGAUAAAAAGGCUACUCUCCGUGUCAUCAAUGAAGAAAAUAGUUUCCUCAAUAACUCAGUAAUGAUUCUCACUUAUGCACUCAUGAACGAGGGAGUGACAGGCUUAAAAGAACUGGCAUUUCUCCGAGAUCUGGCAGAACAGAACUCAGUGAAGUAUGGAGUGCCUGAUCGAACUGCCUUACCUGUGAUCAAGGGGAGUAUGAUGGUCUUGAACCAGCUCAGUAACUUGGAAACCACAGUGGGUCGAUUUUAUACAAACCUCCCCAACCGAAUGAUUGAUGAGGCAGUCUUCAGUCUGCCCUUCUCAGAUGAAAUGGGAGACGGUCUGAUAAUGACUGUAAGUAAACCUUGUUACUUUGGAAACAUGCUGCUUGGGAUUGUGGGAGUGGAUGUUAACCUGGCAUAUAUCUUGGAGGAUGUGACCUAUUAUCAAGAUUCUUUGGCUUCCUACACAUUUCUCAUAGACAAUAAAGGGUAUACUCUUAUGCAUCCAUCCCUUACAAGGCCUUAUUUGCUGUCUGAACCACCACUUCACACUGACAUCAUACAUUACGAGAACAUUCCAAAAUUUGAAUUGGUUCGGCAGAACAUCCUUAGCCUCCCUCUGGGCAGUCAGAUUAUUACAGUCCCAGUGAACUCCUCACUGUCUUGGCAUGUAAACAAACUGAGAGAAAUUGGAAAAGAAGCCUACAACGUCAGCUAUGCCUGGAAAAUGGCCCAAGACACAUCCUUCAUUCUUUGUGUUGUGGUAAUACAGCCAGAAAUACCUGUUAAACAGCUCAAGAAUCUGAACACCAUCCCUAGCAGCAAGCUACUGUAUCAUCGACUGGAUCUAUUGGGCCAGCCCAAUGCCUGUCUGCACUUCAAGCAGCUGGCGACCUUAGAAAGUCCCACCGUAAUGCUGUCUGCAGGUAGUUUUUCUUCUCCGUAUGAACAUCUGAGUCAACCUGAGACCAAACGGAUGGUGGAACACUACACGGCAUACCUCAGUGACAACACCCGUCUUAUUGCUAACCCUGGGCUUAAAUUCUCUGUCAGAAAUGAAGUAAUGGCUACCAGUCACGUCACAGAUGAAUGGAUGACACAAAUGGAAAUGAGUAGCUUGAACAGUUACAUUGUCCGCCGUUACAUAGCAACGCCCAAUGGGGUGCUCAGAAUUUAUCCUGGUUCUCUCAUGGACAAAGCAUUUGAUCCCACUAGGAGACAAUGGUACUUGCAUGCAGUGGCUAAUCCGGGGCUAAUAACUUUCACUGGUCCCUAUUUAGAUGUUGGAGGAGCUGGCUAUGUUGUUACGAUCAGCCACACUGUUCAUUCUUCAAGUGCACAGAUGUCUUCAGGACAUUCUGUGGCUGUGAUGGGCAUUGACUUUACUCUGCGGUACUUCUAUAAGGUUCUAAUGGACUUGCUACCAGUUUGCAACCAAGAUGGAGGCAACAAAAUAAGGUGCUUUAUUAUGGAGGAUAGAGGGUAUCUCGUGGCACACCCAACUCUCAUUGAUCCUAAAGGUCAUGCUCCGGUCGAACAGCAGCAUAUUACACACAAGGAACCCUUGGUAGCAAAUGACAUUCUAAACCACCCAAACUUCGUGAAGAAAAACCUCUGCAACAGUUUCAGUGACAGAACAGUUCAGAGGUUUUAUAAAUUUAACACUAGCCUAGUGGGUGAUCUGACAAACCUAGUGCAUGGCAGCCACUGUUCUAAAUACAGACUGACAAGAAUACCUGGAACCAAUGCCUUUGUUGGAAUAGUCAAUGAAACCUGUGACUCUCUUGCUUUCUGUGCCUGCAGUAUGGUAGACAGGCUCUGUCUGAACUGUCACAGAAUGGAACAAAACGAAUGUGAAUGCCCUUGUGAAUGCCCUCUAGAGGUCAAUGAAUGUACUGGCAACCUUACCAAUGCAGAAAGCAGGAAUCCUAGUUGUGAAGUCCACCAGGAACCGAUGACAUUCACAGCAAUUGAUCCUAGCCUACAGGAUGCUCUUCCACAAUGUAUUAACACGCGGUGUAAUCAGAGGCUGGAGAGUGGGGAUUGUUUUGGCGUGUUGGACUGUGAGUGGUGUAUGGUGGACAGCGAUGGAAAGACCCAUCUGGAUAAAUCCUACUGCGCACCUCAGAAGGAAUGCUUUGGUGGCAUUGUGGGAGCUAAAAGCCCUUACGUGGAUGACAUGGGUGCGAUAGGCGAUGAGGUGGUCACUUUGAACAUGAUAAAAAGUGCUCCGGUUGGUCCUGUAGCCGGAGGUAUAAUGGGAUGCAUCAUGGUGCUCGUUCUGGCAGUAUACGCAUAUCGUCACCAGAUCCACCGGAGGAGUCACCAGCACAUGUCACCUCUUGCUGCACAGGUCAGCAACACUCGAUUUAUAGCAGCUGUAAUUGAGCGGCACGCCCACAGUCCAGAACGUAGACGUCGGUACUGGGGGCGAUCGGGAACAGAGAGCGAUCACGGCUAUAGCACUAUGAGUCCUCAGGAAGACAGUGAAAAUCCUCCAUGCAAUAAUGAUCCACUCUCAGCUGGUGUUGACGUUGGAAACCAUGAUGAAGAUUUAGAUCUGGAUACCCCACCUCAAACAGCUGCACUCUUGAGUCAUAAGUUUCACCACUACAGGUUGCACCAUCCAACUCUUCAUCACAGCCACCACUUACAGGCGGCAGUCACAGUGCACACUGUGGAUGCGGAAUGCUAAUACAUUUUAUUCUUUGGGAAAAGAUGACAAAAGAAAUGCAGUUUGUUAGCAACGAUCCAUACAGCAAUGGGGAGCUUUGUGGUUGUGCUUUUACCAGGAAUGGUUUAACUACCUUCCUAAAGAAACUGUUACAUGCACACAACAUUUACAUUUACAAAAUGUAAUGUUGGCUCUGGAAUGGAGGGAAAAUCAGCAUGAUGAAUGGACCUGCCAUAACAUUUUAAUAAAAUGCAGCGGGAGGCCUGUUAGACCUCCAAACACAGAGAUAAAAGUUUAUACACUAACUAAAGCUUUAGGAACCCUGUUAAGCUGAGCCAAGAGAAGGGAGAGCUCAAAGAAGAUGAAGAUGUUUUACUUUCCUUAACUGGAAGAGUAUAAAUCUGUGCAACCAGAGACAAAAAGGGUGCUGGAUACAGAAAUGGGUUUUUUGAGGUUUCCGUUCGUUUUUUAGAAAGUACAUUGCUCUUACAAUUGCUGUGUGGGACCUGGGACAAUGCAUCUCAAGAUUUUUAAGUAAAGGAUUAUUUUUCUACUAUUUAUUGAACUUGAAACAUUCAUGAACUUUGGGGAGAGGGGAAAAAACACAUUAGUGACUAUUGACAAGGACAGCAUACAUUCUGUGUGAUGGUGAAGUCAUUCUUCCAAGGAAGGUGUCUGCUUCUUAUUAGCUGAUAUUCAUCCACAGCCCCACUUUGCAAAAAGGGAAAAUGAAGAAUCACUCUCUGAUUUGUUUACAUGUUUUCUAACCACAGUCGUUUUGUGUAAACUUUACCACCUGAUUUGUAAUCGGUUGGGUUUUUUAAAAUUUGCAAAAGGGAAGAAUCCUCUGCUUUCCUACCAAAGCACUAAGUAUUCUCCCUGUCUUUACACCUCUGACCCACUCUUAAAUGCCCUCAAGAUCUGGGACAGGAUUCCCUUCACUGUAAUAAUACAGUUUGAACUGCAUUAACGAUCAGAGAAUUCCAAAAUGAAAAACAUCCCAUUUCUCUGUUUCCUUAGACCAUUGGCAAAACCAGAAGGUGGUAAAACACAUUGUAAAAUUCAGGUUGUUACAGAAGGUUUCUGUUGAAAUCGUAAUUAUAAACUGCUGCUGUUUAUCUGGAAUUUAAUACUGCUUUGUGAUUCAUGCAGGGAUUAAUCAAGUCUCGCUAAUACAACAUGGGGCGUCAUAAUUUUAAAUUAGUUUUAAAUCACAGUGUUGUAUUUUAGAUUCACAUUGUGUGAUUAAAAUGUUCUAAAACAUUCUUGCACUGUGCAUAUGGUAAACAUCCAUUUAUGUAGAUUUUUUUUUUUUAAGAUUUCUGAAUACUGUUUGAAUGAAUAGGGUACUUAAUACUGUAUUAUGUAAAAAAAAAUUGGUUCAUAAACAGUACAGUAAAGUAAGUAUAUGUGUGAUAUCAGGAUACCCCUUUAUACUAUGUAUAAAAUUUCAAUCUCUAGUGAAAUAAACUGUAUAAAGUAUAGUUCUGUGAA